Molecule: messenger RNA, 330 nt
Organism: Racocetra fulgida
Lineage: Eukaryota; Fungi; Glomeromycota; Glomeromycetes; Diversisporales; Gigasporaceae
Source: the annotation of a GenBank genome assembly
AUGCCAUCUUUCGGAAACACUCGUAAAAUGUCUGCGACUAUUGUCGAACCUAAUAAUAUCAUAUCUUCAAACGGUAGCUCUCCUAAUCGAGAAAUUGCAUCUCCUUUACCUUCAGGUCAUCUUGAGACUGCAACUCGAUUUUGGCAAUUUAAAGUUGAAGAAGGUCUAAUUACUCAUGUACGGUAUGGUAACAUCCGCCCCGAUGGUAGUCUCAUGGAACGAGCCAUACAUGUUCAACACCAUUCAAGUUACCUCGAUGCAAAAAAAUUUGUCGAAAAUUUAGUAGAUGAAAAAAUCAAAGCCGGUUAUGUUGGUUGGUCGCGUUGGUAA